ACCACCUUGAAUUUGAGCCAGAAAAACAAUAAAAAACCUUUUUACAAAUGCCAAAGUCUGCAAAUUUGUGUUUUGAAAUAUAUGCCUUCUCUUGCAUCGGAGUCUCGAAUGCCUCUACAUGAGCCAACGAGAGCCUGCCACGACUCAUUCUUUACACGAACCAUUAAAGUCUGAUUACAUUUCACUAGCAAGCAUUGAAUUAAACUAUAGCAACAGAAAAUUAGGACAAUACUAUUGAUCAUUGGAAAAUAUGAAUAAUAGCUGUUUAAUGCAAACCCUCCCCAAUAGUUCCAUGCGGAGGCAGGAACUAAUAAUUUGGUCAGCAAGGCAGUCUCACGAAUUAGACAAUAGUUGUAGGUAGUCAUAAUUAACGUAUUUAAUAACGAUGACCAUUUGUCCAUUUGAUGAUGAAAGUGUCCGCGGGACAAACAACAAAUUGGCCACUUUAUUUAUUUAUUUCUCGAAUUCCAAAAUUGGGAUGCUCCUGGUUGCUUGUGAAUGGUAAAAUGCUGGGUGGACACGAGAGAAUCUGCUAUUGAUAGUACUGUCAGGGUCGCAAGUUGCAAGUGGAUUGUCGUUCAAAACUCAGCGUCAGAAUGAAAGAAAAAAUUACAGAAUCUAACAGUGACAAAAGCUUGGAUCGUCUUGCAUGUCUAUGGGAUAUUAUGAACCGUUGAUUUGCAAAUUCAGCUUGUUCAUCUCAAAUAAAGAAACACCUUCGGUGUAACAAGUGUCAAUCCAUACAGUCUAAAAGUGAAUAGACGCUGCCCAGCUCCGACAACAGCAUUAUAUAUUUCUUACAUUCGUUCAUGGUCCUAGGCAAAGCGGUACAGACUACAGAGUAUUUUCUUCUUCUGAAGUUAGUUAUCAGCGACAAUGGCGUCAGCUUCAGGAGAAGCAGAAGAAAAUGCUGCAGAGGUCAAGAUAGGUGAAGAAUUCUUGAAAGCUAAAUGUCUCAUGAAUGCGGAGGUUGCCCUAAUUUUGGAGAAAAAAUAUGAUCAGCUUCAGCAAGUAUCUGAAGAUGCUUCAUGUCAAGUGUCUCAAGUGUUUGAGAGAUCUUUGCAGUAUGCGACACAAUCCAGUCGUUACAAAAAUCCAGGUGCGGUGAAGCAAGUUCGAGACGUUCUGAGCAGAAAUUCAUUGAGCGAAUUUGAGCAUAAGGGGCGUGGAUUGCAUGAUGAAAAGAUUGACAUAAUGCUUAGUAAUCUUGCUUCAAUAAGGAAAUUGGAAUAGCAUACUCUAUAUACUCCUAGAACGUGCACAAUCCUUUGGUUGGUGUCCAUGAUGAAUGCUUCUUCCAUGUGACAAGUUGUUUUGACUUUUUUGGUUCUCUGAAAAACAUCAAUCAUGUACAAGUUACUUCUAAUCACUGGUGUCAUAUUUCAUGAUUUUAGGUUUUUUUGAGUUAAACACUGCAAAUGAUGCUUUCUAUUUUGCUAUGUAUCUGCAAUGGCAUGCUGACAUUUCAUUAAGUACUGCAAAGGAUUCUAGUAUUUGGAAAGUUGAAAGGUAAUGUGAGGAUAAUAUAACCUAGGUAAAUCACAUGUUUGGGCUCAAUGACUUCACUGUUGCAAGGUCUGAAAUUUCCAACGAAUGUGAUGUUUUCACAUCUUCAUGUAUGCUUGAAAGUAAGGAAAGGAGGAUGUGGAGACAUCAAAUUUAUUUAUGCUUUUUACAAGCUAUUAUUGUAAUGAUGCUUUUGAACAAGCUUUGUUUUCAUUGAAAUUUUUUUUAGGAGCAUAUAGAUCUGGUGUAUGCCUUCUUUUUUA
Molecule: messenger RNA, 1769 nt
Organism: Cryptomeria japonica (Japanese cedar)
Lineage: Eukaryota; Viridiplantae; Streptophyta; Pinopsida; Cupressales; Cupressaceae
Product: DNA-directed RNA polymerase II subunit 4
Exons: 6
Coding region: 877-1233 (118 amino acids)
Biological process (GO): nuclear-transcribed mRNA catabolic process, deadenylation-dependent decay; mRNA export from nucleus in response to heat stress; transcription initiation at RNA polymerase II promoter
Cellular component (GO): P-body; RNA polymerase II, core complex
Molecular function (GO): nucleotide binding; translation initiation factor binding
Source: RefSeq, a predicted model, not a curated record